This is a messenger RNA of Magallana angulata, 4349 nucleotides long. RefSeq names its product multiple epidermal growth factor-like domains protein 6. Gene Ontology annotation, molecular function: scavenger receptor activity. The record is from RefSeq and is a predicted model, not a curated record. Bases 261 to 3473 code for a protein of 1070 amino acids. Lineage: Eukaryota; Metazoa; Mollusca; Bivalvia; Ostreida; Ostreidae. The transcript is spliced from 4 exons.
CGAUACAUAUAGACUUAGUAUUACAGCCUAAAUUAAUUCGUCUGAUUUAAAAGAAGAAAUAAUUUCUGUGAAUGAAAUGGAGACGGAGUCUUUUGUUGAAGUAUCUUGACGGAUUUCCUUUGAUUUUGGAUACAAAGAAUCGUGCAUCGUGACGUUGGAAUUAAUUAUGCAUGCAACCAAAAAUUUUCCUUAAUUCAAUUGGAAAAAAUAAUCACGUAUCAGUAAUUAAUUCUUCAUAAAGGAGUGAAAGAAACCUUAAGAUGACUUCUGUAAGCUGUGUCCAGUUUCUGACACUACUGGUCAUCUGUUCCACACUGUGUGUUUACGUUGCCGGACAAGACUUCUUCUCGACAGACUUCUCUAGGAAGAAAGGGCCAACGUUUGUUACAAUGCAUUGCCUUUAUUGCGAACCCAAGACUUGUGACAAUACAACCGGAGAUUGUGGAAAAUGUCUAACGGGAUUCUACGGACAGAAGUGUGAACACACAUGUCCAAACACAUGCUCGACAUGUGAAAAAUCAAAUGGGAGGUGCUUGUCGUGUAUUGAUGGGUGGUUUGGCGAAAAUUGCAAUUUUGAAUGCGUCCAUUGUUAUUCUUGUCAAAAAGAAUCGGGAGCUUGCUUGACUUGCCAGCCGAACUACUGGGGUCCAAUGUGCCAGAAUGAAUGCGAGUAUAACUGUCACGUGUGCAGCAUAGAGAAUGGUCAAUGUAUUCACUGCGCUCAGGGAUACUUUGGAGAAAACUGUGCGAGACAAUGCGGCCACUGCCGUCGUGGAUUUUGUGACCAGGCCACUGGAACCUGCCAAUUUGGUUGCAAUGAUGGAUUUUACGGAGAAUCCUGUGAAAAGCCGUGUCCUCAAAAUUGUAUGGUUUGUAACCAAACUGAUGGCGAGUGUCUGAUGUGUCGGGAGAUGAUGUGGGGAAGUCAGUGCGAUUACUCCUGUCCCCCGCACUGCGCAUUCUGUCAUGUUUCAACCGGGAAAUGUUUAGAGUGUGUUGAGGGGUUUCAUGGUGAGAACUGCGAGGAUCCAUGUGGUCACUGUGUUGGUGGAAUGUGUACCAAGGACACUGGGUACUGUGACUACGGCUGUGAAGACGGGUGGUUUGGAGGACGUUGUAACCUACAAUGCUUUCAAAACUGUUCCAAAUGCAGCUCAAAAGACGAGUGUUUGAUGUGUAAAUCAGGGUUAGCGGGGAGUAGAUGCGAUAUGAAAUGUCCAGAAAUAUGCAGCUCUUGUUCCCAAGACAUGAUAUCAGAUGAAAUCGUCUGUAGCGAAUGCGCUGCUGGAUACAGUCAGCCUCAGAAAAACUGUUCUUGUACAAUGUCAAAAUGUACUAAUGUGGAGGAAACUUUAGGGUUUCGCGUUUGCGAGAAAUGCGAAGCUAAUACGGGAUGGUAUUUGUCGCAGGGCUCAUGUUGCCCAUGUAAACACUGCGCAGGGGGGAAUCAAUUUUGCUCAAGCAAUGGAACAUGCCUAAAUGGAUGUGAACCUCACUAUUAUCCAAAAGAACAAGGAUGCGAUGUUUUCUGCGAUAUAGAUCAUUGCGUAUGGUGCGAGCCAUUUUUCGGUUACGGUAAAGUUUGUGUGGGAUGUGAAAGUGGCUAUUAUCUCGAUACGGACGGCCAAUGUAAUUCAUGCAGUGAACAUUGCAAAGGAGGGUCCACAAAAUGCCAUCCAACAACAGGAGUCUGUAUAGAUGAAUGUGAAGAUGGGUGGUUUGGAGAUAAAUGCGAUACAACUUGUCAUGAAAAGUACUGUGCAGUGUGUGACGAUAUUGAAAAAACCUGCCAUCAAUGUAGAGAGGGCUUUUAUGGUGAACACUGUACUAAGAAUUGUCUGAAAAACUGUACGAAAUGCUCGAAAGAAACAGGAUCUUGUUUGGAGUGUGUCAGAGGAAGAUAUGCAGAGGACUGCUCGAAAAUGUGUCUGAACUGUUUAAAGGAUGACUGCCAAGUUACUGGAGAGUGUUUGUUUGGUUGCAAAGAAGGGUGGUUUGGUAGUCAUUGUGACCAGAGAUGCCCUGAGGGGUGCUCAAAAUGCAGCAAUUCAGACUCAUGUGAAGAGUGCUUCAUUCAGGAGACACUUCUCAAUGGGAAAUGUUAUAGUUCUUGUAGUAAAUGUUUUCAUGGGAUGUGUUCUUCUGAUGGCAAAUGUAAGCAAGGAUGUGUUGACGGAUGGCACGGAACAAAGUGUGAUCUUCCAUGCCCUGCAGAAUGUUCAAAAUGUAACUCUAGCGAUUCCUGUGAUGCAUGUCUACAUGGGUUUGAACUAGAAGGUAGCAAAUGUAUAUCUACGUGCAAGAACUGCAAGGAUCAGAUAUGUUCAGCUGAUGGGGUCUGUGACAAUGGUUGCAAAGCAGGCUGGGUCGGUUCAAAAUGUAUAGAAAAAUGUGUAGAACACUGUGUAUCAUGUGCAGAUGGUCUCAAUUGCGACCAAUGUGUAAGUGGGUAUCAGUUGUUGGAAAAUAGAUGUGUCGCGGGAUGUAGUUUUUGUCUUCAGGAUAAAUGUGACUUGGCCACCGGAAACUGCCAUUUCGGUUGCAAAGAAGGACAUUAUGGACCCCAGUGUAUUGAAUUAUGUCCAAAAGGGUGUCGCACAUGCGAUUCAAUGGAAACGUGCACGUCAUGCUCUCUUGGCUUUCAUAUGGUUAACUUCCAGUGCGUACCCUUAUGUGAAAAUUGCUAUUCUUGCCAACGGGACGUAAAAACUGACGUUUAUUUAUGUAACAUUUGUAAAGAAGGUUACUAUGCCAAAAAUGGCGUGUGUCAAAAGUGUAGCAGUACAUGCAAAAACAGUGCGUGUGAAAGAACUACUGCUCAGUGUCUGGAAGGUUGCAUAGAUGGAUGGACAGGGUUGCUGUGCAAUAUCCCGGAGGAUGGGACGAAGCUCCCAGUCACGGCGUGCGAGGGUUCGUGUUUGACAUGUAACGCGGACACAAGACAAUGCAGCUCAUGUAUCGCCGGAAUGUGGGGGAAAAGUUGUGAACAAAAGUGUCCCUCUCAUUGUAGUGUAUGUGAUCAGCAGACUGGACAGUGCAUGGUAGUGUGCAGUAAGUACUGUCAGAAGAGCGUAAACAUGGUUUCCUGUAACAACGUGACAGGUGCUUGUUUACAGGGCUGUCAGGACGGUUGGUAUGGAGAUCAAUGCCAAAACAUGUGCGCGCAAAACUGUAUAGAUAAAGAGUGUGAUCGGACAACUGGACAUUGUACCAAAGGUUGUUCGCCGGGUUGGAAAGGAUUCACAUGCAGUGAGGCGAACAAAAUGCCUGCUGUUCCCAGUGUGGCUAUGAUUGCUGUUGCGGUUGUUGCAGCUAUAGUCGUGGUUGCUAUAAUCAUAUCAACGUUUGUUUUCUGCAGAUUCCGAAAGAAGCGACUUGACGAGAAGGAACAUUCAUAUACAAACGUUACAUAUUCAAGCAAUGCCCCGUCACAGUACACAAAUAAUGGAUUUAUGCUGGAUUCUGUGAUGUGAUUGUCGUGUUCGCUAACAUUUUAUUGACUUAGGGGCCAGUCUUGUCAGAGUUCUGUCCCUUGUUAUAGUUUGCCCUGCUUUUAUGUGAUGAUUUAUGACGUAAGGGGCCAAUAUUUCCCUUUUACACAUCAUAUAACAUGUACACCCGUUUCUGCUGACAAUAGUGAGAGGUCUGAUAUUUGAGCAUUAAAUCUAUACCUUGAUAUAAAAGUUAUAAAUUCGAUGGGCAGACCGUAGUAUGCUGAUGUGCAAACAUUAUUGAAGAGUUAGGUUUUGAAGUUUCGCCUUUGUCCUUGUACGUUUUAAAGUUUAAGUCGAAUUAUCACUUUCAAAAGCAUGAGAAAUGGCUCGCAAUGAAGAUAGUGGGUCAAAUACAACUGUACAGCAGUCACAUAUACCGGUAUGUUAUGGUUCUGCAUUUGGCAGAAAUGGAUGUACUGGCAUUAAUCAUUGCCUGUUCUCUGUAUGUCGUCCCAAUUUUCGUUUUCAGUUCAUAGUUUUUAUAUAAAAAAAACCCACAAGAAGCUUGUGCUUAUUGCCUAUUACCUAGAAAUAACACAGUCUACGGCCAUUUGAAGCUAGGUUUGGCUUAAUAGUUUAUUAGGUACAUGUAUUUAGUAGUGAUCAGCUCAUGGCCUUUUUGAUGAAUAAACAUAAUGACCCAAAGUAUAUUUUUUUUUUACAGCUCAAACUUGUAGAACUUGUUUAACUUGUUUGCAGGCACAUAAUUUCUAGCCCGCGUCAACAAUCCCAUCAUUACACAAGCUCUCGAUGUUUCAUUAAAAAGUCAAACGGAUGCAAACUUAGUACCAGCCCACCAGGUCGAAAAAAAAAUUGUGCUUGUGUGGUAUAACAAUAAAACAUUCCAAUUCAAUU